Sparassis crispa is the source of this 1002-nucleotide messenger RNA. RefSeq names its product Deoxyribonuclease Tat-D. Gene Ontology annotation, cellular component: cytosol. The transcript has 9 exons. Gene Ontology annotation, molecular function: 3'-5'-DNA exonuclease activity. Bases 1 to 1002 code for a protein of 333 amino acids. The record is from RefSeq and is a predicted model, not a curated record. NCBI's taxonomy places the organism in Eukaryota, Fungi, Basidiomycota, Agaricomycetes, Polyporales, Sparassidaceae.
AUGUCCGUCGCUGGAGAGUUCGACGCCAACGCAGGCCAUUUCAGAUUCAUCGACAUAGCCGUGAACCUCACAGACCCUGUCUUCAGAGGGUCCUACCAUGGACGGAAGAAGCACGAGGAUGAUCUCGACGCGGUCCUGGUGCGUUCGCGAGCAGCGGGUGUGAAGUCCAUGCUCAUCACAGGCACGAGUCUUGACGAGUCGAAGGAGGCACUUGCACUCGCGAAAGAGCAUGACCUGUAUGCAACGGUCGGAUGCCACCCAACACGCUCGACAGAAUUUGAUCAGCACACAGGCGGCCCCGAGGCGUAUCUUGUCGCGUUGGACAAGCUCGUCCAAGAAAAUUUGAGCGGAGGGGGAAGGGUUGUUGCCAUUGGAGAAUGUGGCUUGGACUAUGACCGUACUCAUUUUGCCUCGGAGGAGGUGCAGAGGCGACAUUUCCGCUCACAGCUGUCGCUUGCGAAGAAGCAUCAUCUUCCACUCUUCCUUCAUUCCCGCGCGGCGCACCAUGAUCUUGUCAAAAUCCUCAGAGAGGAAGGCUUUAAUAGUGAUGGCGGGAAAAGCGUCGGUGCGAAAGGUGGUGUUGUGCAUAGCUUCACAGGGACGCUGCAGGAAGUCACCGAAUUGGUUGGCAUGGGAUUUCACGUCGGGGUGAACGGUUGUUCGCUCAAAACGGCGGAUAACCUAGCAGCCGUGAAGACAAUACCGCUUGACAAGAUCUUGUUCGAGACAGACGCCCCAUGGUGUUACAUGACGUCGACACAGGCCUCCAGACAACAUAUCGCUUCUAUACCGCGCCCCAUAUACGACCUUUAUUUUCCAGCAUCGACCAAGCCUGAGUCCUUCACUGUCGGCAAAGCCAUCAAGGGGCGCAACGAACCUUCCGCGAUCGGCGGUGUUGCUUGGGUAGUGUACAAGCUUAACGAAAGCGUAGCGCUCGAGUCAGUCACGGAACAAGCGUGGAAGAACACGAUAGAGGUGUUCGGACUGCACGAAUUGCAAUAA